Molecule: messenger RNA, 3456 nt
Organism: Cavia porcellus (domestic guinea pig)
Lineage: Eukaryota; Metazoa; Chordata; Mammalia; Rodentia; Caviidae
Gene: St8sia6
Product: ST8 alpha-N-acetyl-neuraminide alpha-2,8-sialyltransferase 6
Exons: 8
Coding region: 140-1354 (404 amino acids)
Biological process (GO): N-glycan processing; oligosaccharide metabolic process
Molecular function (GO): alpha-N-acetylneuraminate alpha-2,8-sialyltransferase activity
Source: RefSeq, a predicted model, not a curated record
CUGCCGCCUUUGAAUCCCAGGGUGGGGGUGCGUGGCUGUGGCCGCAGUGGUGGCGACGGCAGCGACUCCGGGCAGCCCGGGCUGCGCUUCGCCCGGGCAGCAGCAGCGUUGGCGGCGACGGCUGCGCCCGUGGCUCAGGAUGCGGCCGGGGGGCGCGCUGCUCGCCCUCCUCGCCAGCCUGCUGUUGCUCCUGAUGAUGCGCCUGCUCUCCUGCCCCACCGACGCGCCCGCGCGUGCCAGGAUCCUGGUGGAGGAAAGCAGGGCGGACACCCACGGCACCUCCGCCACGCUGAGGACGCUCCGGAGUCCGGCUACCCAGAUUCCGCGCACCACAAACAGCACAUAUCUGAAUGAGAACUCACACCAGCUGACAGAGAAAUGUAAAAAUCUACAGAAUGAUGUUAAGUCUUUAUCCAACAAAACAAAAGGAUAUUCAGAGAGAGACUACCUUGAGGUAAUCACAAGUAUACAAAGCUGUCCAUGGAAACGGCAAGCAGAAGAAUAUGAGAACUUCAGAGCAAAACUUGCUUCCUGUUGUGAUGCUAUUCAAAAUUUCGUGGUUUCGCAAAAUAACACUCCAAUUGGAACUAACAUGAGUUAUGAAGUGGAAAGCAAAAAAGAAAUCCCGAUUAGAGAAAGCAUUUUUCAUAUGUUUCCUGUGUUUCACUUUCUCCUGCAGUCCCAGCCUUUUGCGGAGUAUCCUUACAAUCAGUGUGCUGUGGUUGGAAAUGGGGGAAUUCUGAAUAAUUCUCUCUGCGGAGCUGAAAUAGAUAAGUCUGACUUCGUUUUUAGGUGUAACCUCCCUCCAACCACAGGAAACAUGAGCAAAGAUGUUGGCAGUAAAACAAAUCUUGUGACUGUGAAUCCCAGUAUCAUAACAACAAAAUAUGGGAACUUAAAGGAAAAGAAAGCAGCAUUUCUGGAGGACAUCGCAACCUACGGAGAUGCCUUUCUCCUUCUGCCCGCAUUUUCCUUCCAAGCCAACACCGGUGCCUCGUUUAAAGUGUAUCACACACUCAAAGAGUCUAAGGCAAGGCAAAAAGUUCUCUUUUUCCAUCCCAAGUACCUGAAACAUCUUGCCCUCUUCUGGAAAUCUAAAGGUGUGACCGCCUUCCGCUUGUCAACCGGCUUGAUGAUCACAAGUGUUGCAGUGGAGCUGUGUGAGAAUGUGAAGCUAUAUGGCUUUUGGCCCUUCUCCAAAACCGUAGAAGACACACCUGUCAACCAUCACUACUAUGACAACAAGUUACCUAAACGCGGUUUCCAUCAGAUGCCCAAAGAAUACAGCCAGAUCCUCCAACUUCAUGUGAAAGGAAUCCUCAAAGUACAAUUUAGCAAAUGUGAAGUAGUAUAAACAAAGUUUCUUACAAUGAGAAUAACGUUUACAUAAUGCAGGAGGUGAGCCACGUUUCCACACCCUAAAGGAGGUAGCGAAUAGGUCCUAUAGGAAGAGCCCCACGGCUUGGUUUGACCAAAGCUCUCUCACUAACUGUGUAGCCUCCACAUGUCUGUCAAUCAUUCUAAUCUUCAGCUUCCUUUUUUGUAAAAGGAGAAUCAUGAUACUGACUUACAGGAGUAAAAAGGAAUAAUUUGUGAUAUUUCCUGGCAUAGCAUCUGGUGCGAGGUAGGGAUUCAAUAAAUAUUUCCUUGUCAAUAUUAAAAGCAGCCAUUUCUACCCUCACCAGAAGGUAAAAGGCAUCUUAUCUUGGCACCCUUUCUCAAAAAAGCGAAUUGCCAUAUUUAUUGCAUUUGUUUUUCUUAUGGGCUUCACUUUACUAACAUCCUUUCCAUUUUUCUUUUGUUUCAAAGACUAUGUACAAUAAAGUUACAUAGUUAAACAACAAAUAUUUGAUUAUUCAGGAGUAAAAAUCUUCUCUUUGUAUGGCAGUGUCCCUGCUCCUGAUUAAUUCACUUGUAAUACUAGCUUCGCUGAUGUGUUAGAUGGAUUUUUGCCAUUUUUUCAUCUAUUAUCUACAUUUUAAAUCACACUUUAUAAUUUUAUAUGAACUUUCUGUCUCAUUUUUAUGCCUUUUUCUCUCCCACUGACAGAAUCUACUUCAGGGACAUAAAUAGUUACAGUACCCAGGCUUUUUCACUUGUGUCUUAUCGUUCAAUUCAAUUAAAAAAAUAUUGAACAGCUACUUUGUCCCAGGCCCUGUACCAGGCUCAGUGAAAGGACUAUAAAGACUGCUUCUAGCAGGAAGAAACACAUAUGCCUAUCAUUAAUGAUACAGUAGAGCGAGUGUUAUAAUAAUGAUUACGAAAAAAAGUGCUAGACAAGCAUAGCAGUCUCUCAGCACACUGUAUUUCAAUGUGUCGGUUUCAGAAAAGAGGUAAUUUUAGAAUUAAAACUGUAAAAUUGUUUUUCUUCCAAGCGCAAAUGAUUCUAGGUAGAGAUGGGAGGAAAGGCUGUUCAUUUGACUCUGAUACAUCAAAAUGAGAAUAUUUGAAGGUGGAUCAUGAUUUUGCUCCAAAACUGUCACUGAGAGAGGACACCGAGAGAGGAUCAUGGCAGGGCUCAUAUCUAUAAAACGGGCAGUUUAGACCUGACCAGUUUAAUAGAUGGGCUUAAGGAUGAGAACAUACAAAAACUUAAUUCACCCCAGGAAAGAUACAUGCUUAUAAUGAAAAAUAAAACAAUGGCUUAGGCAUCAGUAUAAAAUAAACCUCGAGUAGACAUUAGAAAUUAGCACUUUCUACCACUUUCGUAUCUUAUGAUGACUCUCAAACACUAGCCUCAUACGCGGAGUCAGUUACUUGAGUUACGUAUGUAAUCAUGUGUCUGCUUUCCUGCUCAUCAUUCCUCCUUUGUAAGAAGAUUGGAAAUCAGAGUAUAGACAUCAACUUGUCGAAGUAAUUAUAAUUUUUAAAUUAAUUAUCUGAGCCAGAGUAUAAUCUUACUAAAUACACACUGUUUUAAGAACACUGUGCUAUGAAUUGCUUAUUCUAUAAAAUACAUCUUUACUUUGCACUUGACAUAUGUGAUAUGUAUUUGAGUUCAUAAUUUCAUUUGUUCUUUAUAGCAAAUGAAGCUUACCAGAUUUAUAAACUGAUUAAAAGUUCAUAUAUGAAUAUUUUCUAAAAGGAAAAUGAUUUUUGUUAUAUAAAAUCUGAUUUAUGUAUUGUCUUCCUUUUUAUAGAGAAUGGGUGGCCUUUUUCUAUUGCUUCUAAUGGAUUUAAUUAGUUUUAAGUAAUAUGUUGGCAGCAUUGGUAACGUUUCAAUCAUGCUACUAACAAUGGAUUCUUAAAAAUAGAUGAGAACACCCUAGCAUUUCAGAGUUAGUAAAAUGAUUUCUUUCAAAAUGUCUAUGACAAUUGAAACAAACUAUUUCUUUUUGAUAUUGGAAAUAUGUGAUUGAAGAGUAAAAGUAAUCAAAUAUACUGAAAUAAAUGAUCAAAUGUACAAGGUGAAGGCUGUAUGUGUUAUUUUAAUAAAAAUUGCAUAUGAUUAAGAUA